This is a messenger RNA of Saccharomyces paradoxus, 726 nucleotides long. It is a transcript of the gene SMU2, whose product is annotated as Smu2p. The transcript has a single exon. Lineage: Eukaryota; Fungi; Ascomycota; Saccharomycetes; Saccharomycetales; Saccharomycetaceae. The coding region runs from base 1 to 726 and encodes 241 amino acids. The record is from RefSeq and is a predicted model, not a curated record.
AUGGAUGCUACACUAUCUGAAGCUGAUACUAGAGGACCACAUACAAAAACUUCCGGUUUGAGAAGCGAAAGAUCUCCAAUCGGAAAUGAGGACAACACAAAUAAAGCUGGAAAUAGAAAUAGAAACAAAAAUAGAAAUAAAAAAAGGAAUAGAAAUCGAAACGGAAACAAGAAGACGGAGAACAAGGAACAAGAUGAACCUAAGCCUAUGGUUGGAGGCGAAGAAGUAGGAAUCGAGAAAUCCCAAGCAAAAAGUAGAAGGCGGAGAAACAAUAAUGAACCUAAUAAAAAGAAUACCCUAUACUACUCAAAGGAAAUUAAUGUGGAAGAGCGAAAACAAACCGCAAAAAGACAAGAAGAAAUCGAUCAAUGUAUUCACGCUUUGUCUGACUUCAAACUGUUUAGAAAAGGUAAGCACGUCACCUCUUAUGGUUAUCGGAUCUCCGUUAUGACAAACUCCGGUAAGAUUUCUCAGAAGGUCUUAUUUAAUAUACCUUUUGAUUAUCCAAAGGCCCCAAUGAAGCUAGCAAUGAGAAGUAACGAAGAAGUUUCCUUUUACAUGGAUAUCGUGAUAGCGAAUUUCAACUGGAAAGCUCGGCAAUUAGUUAAGGAGAAGUGGAGGAUUUUAUCGCAAAUUAACUAUUUGAUUAGUGAGUUUGAAACAUUGAAAAUGGCAAAUUAUAAACAAAUUGAUAAACUACGUAACAGCUUUUACAAAACCAUAUAA